This is a messenger RNA of Notothenia coriiceps (black rockcod), 1252 nucleotides long. RefSeq names its product zDHHC palmitoyltransferase 23b (gene zdhhc23b). Gene Ontology annotation, biological process: peptidyl-L-cysteine S-palmitoylation; protein targeting to membrane. Gene Ontology annotation, cellular component: endoplasmic reticulum; Golgi apparatus. The record is from RefSeq and is a predicted model, not a curated record. The transcript has 4 exons. NCBI's taxonomy places the organism in Eukaryota, Metazoa, Chordata, Actinopteri, Perciformes, Nototheniidae. The annotation marks the transcript as partial. Gene Ontology annotation, molecular function: protein-cysteine S-palmitoyltransferase activity.
GUCUCCCUCACCUCCAUCAGCGGAACCGGAUCCGGACCAACCGACAGGACCAAACCCGGUGUAAGACCCCUCUAACCGGGACAGUUUUAAAACAGACCGGUCUUUAGCCACACUUGCGGUUUUUCUGGAGACUUCCACCGCCCACUGAGGGUGAUGUAGCUCAGAGAAACCCCGAGCUGUUACCGGGGAGAAGACUUCCGUAGAGAAGCCCGGUGUUCUCAAAGCACCAGCAUGUGUAGGCUGUAAGGCUGUCCAUCAUGAAGAAGCGUGGGAAAAAGCAUCUGGAGGAGGAGGAGUCGUUGUGCUGCUGCGAGUAUGUGAACAGACUGGGGGAGCGCAGCCAUGUGGCCGCCUGCUGCUGCGACUGUGAGGACCUGGACGACGCCUGUGACCGGUUUCUAAAGAGGGAGUCCCAGAAACCCGAGUCCCUGUCUCAUGUGGCUGCAGUUUUCACAGACCGGAUCCGAGUGCCCUGGCUGUGGGGGGGGGCUCGCAGAGUGGAGCUGUCCGUCAUCCCUCCUCUCAUCCUCCUCCCGGUGCUUCUUCACAUCGCUGCCCUCCACUUCCUGCUGGGCGUGGUGUCUCUGCUCGCUCUGCCCGGCCUGGUGCUGUGGUACUACUACACCACCCACCGCAAGAAGGGCCGCACGCUGUUCUUCCUCAGCCUCGCCCUCUUCUCCAUCGGGUACAUGUACUUCUUGUUCCUCACCGAGGUGCUUCCCCGCGGGGAUUUUGGUCUCUUUCAGCCGGCUGUUGUAACUUUAGGGGUCAUACUCACCCUGGCGGCGCUUUUCCACACCAAGAGAGACCCUGGCAUCGUGCGGCUGAACCUAGAGGACGUCCACAGCACGGUGACGUAUCACAGCCCUCUGGCAGAGAGAGACUCUGCUGUGAGCGGGGGGAAACACGACGUGACGAUGACUGUAGCCAACAGGGCGGAGACGGCGAAGCAAGGGGAGGCGGAGCUGCAGGAAAGCGGCCGUAGGAACUGGUGUCCCGUGUGCAAAGUGGUGCGACCCCCGAGGGCGGGACACUGUCGGAUCUGUGGCGUCUGCGUCCGGCGUCUGGACCACCACUGUGUCUGGAUAAACAGCUGUGUGGGGCUGGCCAAUCACCGCAGCUUCCUGCUUCUGCUCCUCCUCUUCCUGUCGACGUCUCUGUACGGGAUCAGCCUGGUGCUGCGGAGCGUGUGUCCGGAUCAGCUCCUCCUCACCGCCCUGCUGUACUGCCCCGGGGUCUACGACCAGUACAG